Syzygium oleosum is the source of this 1392-nucleotide messenger RNA. RefSeq names its product transcription factor MYB1-like. The coding region runs from base 284 to 1195 and encodes 303 amino acids. Lineage: Eukaryota; Viridiplantae; Streptophyta; Magnoliopsida; Myrtales; Myrtaceae. The record is from RefSeq and is a predicted model, not a curated record. The transcript has 3 exons.
CAUCUGAAUACAAUCAAGCCCAGCUUCUAAAAUGCCCACUAUUAAGAAGCGACGUAUCCACCAAAAAGUUUCUACACUUAGUCUUGUAAACUUUUGAGGGACAAAGUUUUGGUAGAGAGAGGAAAAAUGGUGAGUGGAGGAGACCAUGCAUGUUGUGAAAAGCAUGGGAUGAAAAAAGGAGCUUAAGUUUCUACACUAGUCUUGUAAACUUUUGAGGGACAAAGUUUUGAGGAGAGAGAGAGAGAGAGAGAGAGAGAGAGAGAGAGAGAGAGAGAGAGGAAAAAUGGUGAGGAGACCAUGUUGUGAAAAGCAAGGGAUGAAAAAAGGAGCUUGGUCUGCUGAAGAAGAUGAAACCCUCAUCAGCUAUGUCAAGAUUCAUGGUGAAGGCAAGUGGAGAAGUGUUGCUCAGAAUGCUGGUCUGAAGAGAUGUGCCAAGAGUUGUAGGCUUAGAUGGUUGAACUACUUGAGACCCGGCAUCAAACGAGGUGACAUCACCGAGGAUGAAGAAGAUCUCAUCAUCCGGCUCCACCGCCUUCUCGGCAACCGGUGGGCCUUGAUCGCGGGGAGGCUUCCAGGACGAACGGACAAUGAAAUAAAGAAUUACUGGAAAACCACCCUCGCCAAGAAGUGCGGAUCUUUCUCGCCCCAGCCUUGUACGAGAACAUCGAACCACGAAGAGGAAACUUUGCACUGCCGAAAUCAUGGGUCGAUGAAUCAUUUUGAUCAAGUUAGUGCAGACCAGCCAUCAGUGGCCGGCAUGUGCGGAAUUCCUAUUCUACCCCAAGAAGAAAAGCACUGUUUGGUGGACAAAAGCAUAGGCUGGAUGAAUAACAGCUGCAGCAUCGACAGUCAAGGCUUGUUCUCUUCACUUCUGGUCGGAGAUGAUGGCGAUGAGAAUCACCUGAGCUUUUUGAUGAACGCCGACAACGAUAAAGAUUUCAUAAUGGGUGUUCCGGACUCGAAUUCAGAGUCAUUUCCUGGUAAUAGAACAGUGCAUGAAGAUUAUAAUUAUGACAUAUUUGGUGGGCUUGACAAGAAUGAUCUCAUGGCUUCAUCUCCUUCUGAUACCGGUUCUGAUGAUCAAGUAGUCAGGGUUGAAACUGAGGUGGUGUGUGAUCAGCAACCGUCGCUACAUGUGGAGCUAAAGAAGCUGGCUUUGUUUCUUGAUUUGGAAGAUGAAUGGAAGGAAUUCUGAUCUGACAAAAAUUAAUAAAGAGAAGUAGUAGCAAAAUAGAUUGACCGACAAAUUGUUCGGGUCACCUAAAUUUUACAUUGUAAGCAUUUGAUCAAUGUUUGUUGUUUCUCUCUUCUAAUAAAAUGGAGAUUAUUGUAUCCUAGUUUAGUUUUACGCUAGGUUAAUGGCACCACGAUUGUCCUCGAAUUUUAAGCUAA